CCUGCUGUUUAAUACCGCAGGAACUGCUAUAAAAACUCUGCAGCUUGAAAUCGCACCCCAGCCAUCUCUGUCACCUUUUACAGCCCCAGAGCUGACUUUGGAUCUUUAACGUUGAACCAUGUGUAAAGGACUUGCCACACUUCCUGCAACAUGCUUGAAAAGUGCCAAAGACAUCAAGCACAAAAUCAGCUUCUUGCUGGAUCAGAAACAGACAAAGGAGAAGACUGCCAAUGCUGCUGCUGCUGCUGCUGCUGCUGCUGCGAAGAGGGUUCCUUCUGCAGCUGAAGGGGAGAAAUGGAAGGAAUCGUUCAGCAACGUAAUGAGCAGUGAACUGGGUCGCUCAGUCUUCACCAGCUUCCUGAGGUCAGAGUUCAGUCAGGAGAACAUGGACUUCUGGGUCGCCUGCGAGGGCUACAAGAACACUGACCCAUCAAAGUUUACAACAAGAGCCAAGCAGAUCUAUCAGCAGUUUGUCAAGGCAGACGCUCCCAAUGAGGUAAACUUGGACGCUGCGACUCGAGACUUAACGAAGCAGAAGUUGGAGAACGCCUGCCCGUCUUGUUUCGUCGAAGCUCAGAAGAUGAUCUACACCUUGAUGGAGAAAGACUCGUACAGGCGCUUCCUAAACUCUCAACUGAUGAGAGAUCUGUGUCAGACACGGAAAGCUGCUACUGAGGAGAAGAAGGAGAAGAAAAAUUGUGACUCUGCAGAGAACAGGCAGGCCGUAGCAGGAGGUGCUUAAAGUGGACGUGAACAGAGACGACUGGACGAAGGUGCCAAAGAUGGCGAUGAUGGAGAGGGUAGACGGUGGUGAACAGUGUGUUUGUGUCCAGUGUUAUAUCGAGGUUUGCUGUGAACAAUACAUGUCCGCUUAUUAGCGCACUUUAAUGUAACUCAGUAUUGCAUCAACAUUGGGUCAGGUAUUUUAAAGUCAAAGGUGUAUAGUGAGUGGUUGAAGUUUUAAUAUCAAUCCUUUAGGAUACAGAACAUGUUGAAAUGUCAGCUUUGCUUAUAAUUUAUUUAUUUUUACUUAUAUUUAUACACAACCUGCCUGUGGAGGCAUGGCCAGGUUAUCUUUAUACUUACAACAAAAAUCUAUAUAAAGCUGCUGUACUCCCCACUCUUUCAUAACAUCCCUCAUGGGAGUGCAUCGUGUUUUGAGAGACUGUAAAAGUGUCCAACACGAAGUUAAAUAUCAAGUUUUCUCUCUCUCUGUUAUGUAUGCAGGAGAACACAGAAGCAUUUUGCAUUCACCUGAGGAAAUGAAUUCUGCUCUGUUUUUCUGGAUUAAUGAGAUAAUUACCUCUAAAUUACAAGUUACGUCUUUUAUGACAGUGUGAACAGCCCGAGUCACAUGGAAUCUGAUCUUUUCAAAUCCGACUGGGACACUUUCAUAUGUGGAUGCUCACAAAAAAAUUGAGCAGAUUGUUAUUUUCUCAUUUUCAUGCAAUACAACUUCUGUCGAAUGUUAACAUUUCUUUAUUGAGUAUAUUUAAAUGUCCUUGCACUCUGAUAUGUUACAUCAAAAUGUAUCCUAAAGAGUAAACGUGAUUGUAUGUGGAUAUUUAUAAAAUGAUUAUGUCAUUGUCAUAUUUAUAUUACGUCUGUGACAAUUCUUGAAUAAAGUGACGUUUUUGGAUAAUCUGAA
Molecule: messenger RNA, 1648 nt
Organism: Labrus bergylta (ballan wrasse)
Lineage: Eukaryota; Metazoa; Chordata; Actinopteri; Labriformes; Labridae
Gene: rgs4
Product: regulator of G protein signaling 4
Source: RefSeq, a predicted model, not a curated record